AUGGCCAAGACAAGUGGAUCUCAAGAAGAGAUCCAACCCGUAAAUGAUCAUACUGAUUUUGGUUAUUGGUACAAUGAAAUGAACAGUGAUGAGCAAUUUGUACGUUACAUGACAGAAAUAUACAAGAAACAACACCUGAACAUUUACAUGAACAAACAACAAAAUACAACAAUGGCUCAUUAUACGCGUUCCAAUAACCAAUCACCAUCAAAUCAACAACAAAUAACUCGACAAUUACCACAGCUAAUGGAUCAUCCAAUUAAUAUCGAUCAUAUUCAAGAAAUACAUCACCGUCAUCACCACCAGAACCAGGCAUCAAAGACAUCUAUAAUUGAGCGUGUUAAACGAUCCAGUCCAACAUCAACAAACCACCAAGUCUCAUUGUAA
This is a messenger RNA of Rotaria socialis, 387 nucleotides long. The record is from the annotation of a GenBank genome assembly. Lineage: Eukaryota; Metazoa; Rotifera; Eurotatoria; Philodinida; Philodinidae.